AUGCCGGCCACGGCGGACUUGAACAAGCACAUAUUCGAUAGCAGCUGGGGCUGUAUCGGAAAGAUGCCUGCUUACCUUGCCGACCUGGGCUACAAGAACCCAGACCAGCCGGACAAGACCCUUUCGCACUAUGCUACAGGGACUGACUUCUUUGCGUACCUACGCAAUGAUCCCGGGCGCCUUGCUCGCUUCAACUCGGCUAUGAAAGGUGCUGCGACCUUACUUAAUAGCCCUGUUCCAAGCUCCCUGGUCGAGUCUGGGGCAGGGGAAAGUGGCGUCGUAAUGGUCGAUAUCGGCGGAGGCCAUGGUCAAGUUACGCAAAAGGUCAUGGAAGAGAAUCCUCAUCUCAAAGGACGUUUCGUCGUCCAAGACCUCGGCGCUAUCAUCGACGAGGCACGGGCCAGAAAUCCCAAAUACGAAGUCAUGGAGUACGACUUUUUCACUCCACAGCCUGUUCAUGGAGCGCGAAUCUACUUCAUGCGUCGUGUACUGCACGACUUCCCGGACUCCAAGUGCCGCGAGAUCCUGACGAACCAGAUCCACGGCAUGGUCAAGGGCCAGUCGAAAUUGCUCGUCUGUGAAACCGUCCUGCCGGCAGCAGGUUGCAGCGGCUUCGAGUCGCUCGCGGACAUCAGCCGCACGACCUUCAGCUCCAUGCAACGGAGCGAAAAGCAAUGGACUGCGCUGCUGGCGAGCGUCGGCCUCAAAGUUGUCAAGAUAUGGCCUCCCAAGGGGGGCCCGUUUUCUGUCAUCGAGUCAGAGCUCCAAUGA
Messenger RNA from Fonsecaea pedrosoi CBS 271.37, 771 nucleotides. RefSeq lists its product as uncharacterized. The record is from RefSeq and is a predicted model, not a curated record. Gene Ontology annotation, molecular function: O-methyltransferase activity. Lineage: Eukaryota; Fungi; Ascomycota; Eurotiomycetes; Chaetothyriales; Herpotrichiellaceae. The transcript has 3 exons. Bases 1 to 771 code for a protein of 256 amino acids.